This is a messenger RNA of Saccharomyces cerevisiae S288C, 2661 nucleotides long. RefSeq names its product leucine-responsive transcriptional regulator LEU3 (gene LEU3). The coding region runs from base 1 to 2661 and encodes 886 amino acids. The transcript has a single exon. The record is from RefSeq and is marked reviewed. Gene Ontology annotation, cellular component: nucleus. Gene Ontology annotation, molecular function: DNA-binding transcription factor activity; zinc ion binding; DNA-binding transcription factor activity, RNA polymerase II-specific. Gene Ontology annotation, biological process: regulation of DNA-templated transcription. Lineage: Eukaryota; Fungi; Ascomycota; Saccharomycetes; Saccharomycetales; Saccharomycetaceae.
AUGGAAGGAAGAUCAGAUUUUGUGGCGACUUCACAGUCCGGAAGUGAAAUGAGCCAUAGUGAAACUAGGAAUAGAACUGGGAUGAAUGCUAGGAAAAGGAAAUUCGCCUGUGUGGAAUGUCGUCAGCAGAAGUCGAAAUGUGAUGCUCACGAAAGAGCACCGGAGCCAUGCACUAAGUGUGCUAAAAAGAAUGUCCCAUGCAUUUUAAAACGAGAUUUCAGAAGAACUUAUAAAAGAGCAAGGAACGAAGCCAUUGAAAAAAGAUUCAAGGAACUCACCAGAACUUUGACAAAUUUAACUUCGGAUGAAAUUUUGAAGAAAAUUGAAGAGGAACAGGAAAUUGUUUUGGAUAACAGUAAUUUCACAAAAGAAAAAGUAAAACAACUCAGGAAGAGUGCUUUUGAGACGACAGAAAUAGAACCGAGAUCAUACAAAACACUUCGAGGAGAACCUAUUUCUUACAGUACCAACAGAAGACAUACGGAUUCUUCUCCUUUAACGCUCUUAAGCUCGUCGACAAACUUCGACCCUGUUCACUCAACAAACGUUAUGACAGAUGAUCAACUUAAGUGCUUGCCAAAAAGCCUGGGCGACGUAUAUUUGUCAAGCAGCGAUAUUGCUGAGCUGUUUCAAGAAUUUGCGACAAAAUAUCAUCAAUUUUUACCCGUCGUUGACCUUUCGAAAGGAGCAGAGCGAAUUUAUCACUUAUCUCCUUGCUUAUUCUGGGUCAUCCUGCUCAUUGGUUUAAGGCGGAAAUUUGGGGCUACAGACUUAAUGACUCGAUUAUCAGUGCUAGUAAAGUCAGUUUUAUCAGAAAUCACAAUAUCUCCAAUAAUUCGAUAUACUCCAUCAGAUAAGGACGAACCCGUUCUAAAUGUAGCAUCUGUAUAUUCCGUGCAAGCAUUUCUUUUAUACACGUUCUGGCCUCCCUUAACCUCUUCAUUAAGCGCCGACACUUCGUGGAAUACCAUAGGAACAGCGAUGUUCCAAGCGCUUCGGGUAGGACUAAAUUGUGCAGGUUUUUCAAAAGAGUAUGCUUCGGCAAAUUCAGAAUUAGUUAACGAGCAAAUACGAACUUGGAUUUGCUGCAAUGUUGUAUCUCAAACAGUUGCAUCAUCAUUUGGUUUCCCAGCUUAUGUUUCAUUUGAUUAUUUAGUAAUCAGCUCUAUUAGAGUACCAAAUUCAAAAAGCCAAGUAGAUAUACCCAAUGAACUAAGACAAAUGGCUCAAAUUGCUAGAUUUGAGAACCAAAUCGUAAACACAAUGAACUCCACCCCGGCGAGUGUUACUGGGAUGGUAAGUCAGGAAGAGAAGCAGCCCUUGUUACACGUUCUUAAUCAACAACUAAGUCAAUUGGAGAUUAGUCUUGAAGAAAAUAACCUAGAUGAUAUCCGAAAAUUUUUAUUACUAGUGGCCAAGGUUCACUUAUUAACCUAUUACUUCACUGAUGUUACCUCCCAAAGUGCUGGAAAAUCAAAUGGUAAUAUUUAUGAGGGAUCAUAUUCCAUUAUGGAACUCGAUACAAGUUUUGAAACGAAACGUGGAUUGGUGAAAGUUUAUAAUGCCGCCGUAAACUUUCUUAUACAUGCCAAUAGUAUGUGGGAACAUGAUCCUACCAUUAUUAAGUACUUUCCUGGUUUGUUUGUCUUGAAUAUAUGGCAAUCUGCCUGUAUUAUUAGUAAACUCAUACAUUCAUCACUUCAUUCAAUGCUAGAUGUUAACUCAGGCAAAAAAGCUUAUAACAACGCAAUUUCAUUGACGUUUAAUGCCUCAGUUUUAAAAUAUGAUAUGGCGUACAGAUCAUCCGGAAUAAUGCGAAGCAUAUGGAGUUUAUUUGCUAAUAUGUAUGAUGCCUGGAAAAACGACCAAAAGGAAGGUGGAGGUAGACUAAAUAAUGAUUUCAAUUUAGGCAUCACCAUAAAAUCUAGGAUGUCAGUAAACGUUUUUUUUGACUGCUUAUAUAUUCUAAAAGAGAAAUGUGGUAUGGCCAAAUUGGAGAGAGAGACCAAGGUUUCUACAGCUUACAAUGUUGAUGAAGAGGAAGAGGAAGAUGAAGAUGAGGAGGGAGAAGAAGAAGAAGAAGAAGAAGAACUAAGUAGUAAAGUUCCAGAAAAUAUGGAUAGCCAGCAACUAAGGACAAGGAAAUUCACCAAUGUAAGGCAUCCAGAAAAGAAAGCAAGAAAAAUAAUUGAAACAAUUCCGCUAGACCCAAAUCCAAUAAAUGCAGGCUCUACCAGCAGUGGAAGCUCAUUAACGACCCCAAAUAGUCAAGUAGCGAACACUAUAUCAUAUAGAGGAAUCCUCAAUAAAAUGUCACCUAGGGAACAACUGAAUCAUGCAAAUUUAGAUUCCAGUGUUUCUACAGACAUCAAGGACACUGAAGCUGUCAAUGAACCUCUGCCAAUAGGGAGGAAUGCUGAACAUCCGGCAAAUCAACCGCCUCUUUCAAUAACACAAAUGCAAGAAAACACACUACCUGCGACACAAGCCAACUCUUCUCUAUUAGAAACGUAUCCCAUUGUUCAAUCAAACCCCGUUACAACUACAAUCAAAGAAUCACCCAAUUCCAUCAUGGCAGGUUGGGAUAACUGGGAAUCUGAUAUGGUUUGGAGGGAUGUUGAUAUUUUAAUGAAUGAAUUUGCGUUCAAUCCCAAGGUUUAA